AUGCAUAAACCUGCCAAGUCUGUGCCCAAGAAGGGUUCGAAGAAAGCCGUGACCAGGACGGCCGGUAAAGGAGGCAAGAAGAAGAGAAAGACCAGGAAGGAGAGCUACGCCAUCUAUGUGUACAAGGUGCUGAAGCAGGUCUGCCCUGACACCGGCAUCUCCUCCAAGGCCUUGAGCAUCACAGACUCGUUCGUGAACUACAUCUUUGAGCGCAUCGCCUCCGAGGCCUCCCGCCUGGCUCACUACAACAAACGCUCCACCAUCACUUCCAGGGAGAUCCAGACCGCCGUGCGCCUCCUGCUGCCCAGAGAGCUGGCCAAGCGUGUCUGA
Messenger RNA from Nematolebias whitei (Rio pearlfish), 330 nucleotides. Its product is annotated as histone H2B 1/2-like. The record is from RefSeq and is a predicted model, not a curated record. The transcript has a single exon. The coding region runs from base 1 to 330 and encodes 109 amino acids. Gene Ontology annotation, molecular function: protein heterodimerization activity; DNA binding; structural constituent of chromatin. Gene Ontology annotation, cellular component: nucleosome. Lineage: Eukaryota; Metazoa; Chordata; Actinopteri; Cyprinodontiformes; Rivulidae.